This is a messenger RNA of Oryzias melastigma (Indian medaka), 4030 nucleotides long. RefSeq names its product muscleblind-like splicing regulator 2 (gene mbnl2). NCBI's taxonomy places the organism in Eukaryota, Metazoa, Chordata, Actinopteri, Beloniformes, Adrianichthyidae. Gene Ontology annotation, molecular function: metal ion binding. The record is from RefSeq and is a predicted model, not a curated record.
GAGUUUUAGGAGACACUCUGCUGCUUCCUGCCCGUGCUCACUUGCUCCGGCUGAGAGAAAAUCCCUGUCUCGGCAUGGACUUCUGGAAUGACGGCGGUUCACGUGGUCGUUAGGGAGCCGCAGUGGAGAUCAGGGGCUCGGGAGCGCCAGGUUGAUGCUCAGGUCCUGGACUCAGUGAAGCGAGGUCCCUGACAGGAAGUGCCUUGUGAGACAAACCCCGCCCCUACUUGAAGUGGUUCUCCAUUACCUGAGGAACUCGGAUCCCAAGCUGCCGCACGGCACCAGAGACAAUAGAAAGUGACCGACUUUGUGGCACCGUACUGUAGAACCAGGACCCAGUUCGCCCCCCUGAUAUCCACCGCCAAGAUCAUCCGUCAUAAAGGCGACGUUUUGAGGACACUGGUGCAGCCAGCACCGGCUGCGUCCAGGCAUGCCCCCUCUGCCGCCUCAGACGUUCUGAUUGAUGAACGGUCGACCGCUCUGACUGACACGCUCCACCAUAGCUCCGUUCCAUGCAAGGGACUUUGCCGGUCCAUUACCUCAACUUCACCGUCUGCAAGGACGAACUGCACCAGCCGGCAGAUUAUUUAUAGCCGCGAGUUCCGUCAGUUGUCUUUUAAUUUAUUUAUUUUACUUUUUUAGCCGUUAACUGGAGCACAGCUCAAGUCCUCCUCAGAGGAUCUCCUCCUCAGCCCCGCAGCCGUCGCCUCUCGACAUGGCUCUAAACAUAGCCUCCAUACGGGACACUAAAUGGCUGACCCUGGAGGUGUGCCGUCAGUUUCAGAGGGGGACCUGUUCACGCAGCGACGAAGAAUGCAAAUUUGCCCACCCGCCCAAGAGCUGCCAGGUGGAAAACGGCAGGGUGAUUGCCUGCUUUGACUCUCUAAAGGGCCGCUGCACGCGAGAAAACUGCAAGUACCUGCACCCGCCUGCCCACCUGAAGACCCAGCUGGAGAUCAACGGGCGAAACAACCUGAUCCAGCAGAAGACAGCGGCGGCCAUGUUGGCUCAGCAGAUGCAGUUUAUGAUCCCCGGCACCACCAUGCAGCCCGUGCAGACGUUUCCAGUCAGCCAAGCCCUGGGCUCCAGCGCAGGUCUGAGCUACACCCCGUACCUGACUCCGAUGUCCCACAGCAUGGGCCUGGUGCCCACAGACAUCCUGCCCAGCACUCCCGUCAUCGUCCCUGGCAGCCCACCCGUCUCCGUGACCGCUGGCUCCUCCUCCAACCAGAAACUGCUCCGCACUGACAAGCUGGAGGUUUGUCGUGAGUUCCAGCGGGGUAACUGCGCCCGCGGUGAGACGGACUGCCGCUUCGCCCACCCCAGCGACAGCCCCAUGAUCGACACCAGCGACAACACGGUCACGGUGUGCAUGGACUACAUCAAGAGCCGCUGCUCCCGCGAGAAGUGCAAGUACUUCCACCCUCCGGCCCACCUGCAAGCCAAGAUCAAGGCGGCCCAACACCAGGCCAACCAGACAGCUGUGGCGGCCCAAGCUGCCGCCACAGCUGCAGCCAUGACUCAGUCGACUGCCAAAGCAAUGAAGCGACCCCUCGAGGCAACUGUAGAUCUGGCGUUCCCCCACGGCGUCCUCCAGCCACUACCAAAGAGACCAGCACUUGAGAAGAGCAACGGAGCCAGCUCCCUGUUCAGUCCCAGUGUUUUGCACUACCAGCAGGCUCUGGCCAACGCACAGCUCCAGCAGCCCGCUUUCUUUCAAACAGGGUCAGUCUUGUGCAUGACUCCUGCUAGCGGUCUUGCAACAACUCCUGCCACAAGUGUCCCCUACGCAGCAACAGCACCAGCCAAUCAGAUCAUCCUGAAAUAAACAAAGAGGCGGAGUUUCACCAAGCUGCACUAGAAAACCCAAAACAACCCCUCUGUAAAUACUACCUAGCCUCCGCCGUGGAGGUUCAGCAACCUGCAUGCUAAGAGUGUAACACUUCAGAUUUAACCGUAAGAACUGCAGUGCCGGAGUAACACACACAGAGUAACACACACACAGUAACACACACAGGAACUGUAUGUCCCCCCCCAAUGCGCCCUUUAGUUGUUGUGACAGCGAAGAGAAAAGCCUCGUGCAGCAUGAGUGAUUUAAGUGCUAAUUCUAAACAAAAAUAAAACACGACGAGCAAAACAAUGACUUGAACUUCACCUGGAGGGCUAUCUGUGACCGUCCCCCCCCACCCCUCUCUAUCGCCGACUAUCCUGUUCCAUUUUAGAAAAACUGUAGAAGUGCCUAAACGAGACGAUCAUCACCCACAUCCGCGGCGGGGUGGAGUCAGGAAGGACCUUUCGGCGUUGUCACGACUCUCCACAUCCACAAGUGACUUUAUCAGAGGAGAAACGACAAAUCAACAAAUAGCUUUGUAGAAUGUGUGGUGACCUUCGUCGUUUCUUACGUGGGUUUGUGUAGUUUACAUGAGGAACGUGAGUGAGACAACUGUAUUGUAAACUGUGUAAUGUAUGUAAAGUGUCUCUUAUUUUGAAAGUUUAUAUUCUAGAAAUGUAUUAUUUAAAGUUCGUGUCUAAUAUUCGACCCCUCCCUACACAUCUCCACAAAUCAGAUUUGUUUUCAAAGCCAAGAUCAUCAAAUUUUCCUUUUUUAUUUUGUGUGUUUAUUUUUUAUUGAUUUUAUUUUCUAAUUUAAAUUUUCCAGACUCUGAUGUGAUGUCAUGGUGCUUGAUUAACAUUGACAAUCCACAGUCAUGCGACGCAGAGCGGGAACGUUUUGGCUUCUGCUCUGGAGUCUUCUCACCUUGAAUGUGUUUGGGAUGACUGUGGAAAGAUGGUCCCGUUUUCAGUGUCAUUUAUGUCGGAUUUUAGUAAAAAACUAAAACAAUGUUACAAAAAAAUGUAAAAACAGACAUUAUAAACUAUUCUAUUUUGAGAUGAAUGUAAUUUAUUGGGCUGCAUUCUGCACAGUUGUGGGUAUGGGGAAGUCUGUGAAGAGACGUUUGUGCCACCAUGUUGUAGCAAGAGUUACAGAAUUGAGAUCACAUUUUUCUAAAUUGCAAACAAAGUGUAAAGUGUAGAGAAUAAACUUCAUGAUUUACAAAUGAAAAUACAUAAUAUUUGCUUUGAAAAAAUAUUUUUGCAACACAAAAGUUUUCAGAUGUGUAGUGGCUCAUCUCACUUUCGCCCUAUCUUUGAUCUAGCGUUCAAAUUUUCUCUCAGCAUUACAUGACAUUACACCUCAGCCUCCAAGUACGGCAAUCCGAGUUAGAGACACCUGAUUGGAUCCAAUCUUAACCAAUCAUCGGGUUGUUUGGGGUGGCACGAAUGUAAAAUGAAACUUCUAAACGCAAAAUCAAAGAUAGGGCAAAAGCGAGAUGAGGCGCUAUGCAUCUAAAAAAGUUUUUGCUGCAAUUGCAAAAAUAUUUUUUGAAAAAAAAACAAUGUUUGAUAUCACAAAAAAAGAAAUGAAGAAAAAAAAUUGCAAAUGUAAAAUUAUUUUUUAAAACCAAAAAUAAAAAAGUUUUCAAAAGCAGAAAAAUGUUUUGAAGCCAAAAAAAGUUUUCAAAUUCAAAAAUAUGUUUUGAACAAAAAAAAAUUGCAAAUGCAAAAAAAGUUUUUGAAAGGAAGUAUGUAUUUUCACUAGCAAAUUAUGAAGCUUUAUUCUCAGCACUUUACAUUUUGUUUGCAAUUUACAAAACUUUGAUCUCAAAUCUGUAAAUUUAGCUUCCUAUAUGGUGGCACAAAAAUCCUUCCUUAGCAGUCGAACUAAGUUCAAAAUUUAUCACAGCGUUGCAGCAUAAUAGAGUUAUAGAGUUGCUUGUGUUGUUGGAAAAAAUAAUAAGAAUAAUUUAAAAAAAUAUAUUGUAUAGAUUACCAAAAUAACAAAAAAUAUCAAAAAGAUGUACUUUUCACCCUAGUAAUGAUAGUAUUUCAUAACGAUCUGAGUCUUGCCGUGGCAACCGAACGUUGCAGCUACUAAAGUUGGUAUUUUUGUAAAUGACAUUGUUUUUUUAUUUGCUAGAACAGUGUACGCGACUUAGAAUGGAGAUAAACUUCUUUUUCUUAUUCUUUA